Messenger RNA from Pelobates fuscus (common spadefoot toad), 1707 nucleotides. RefSeq names its product eukaryotic translation initiation factor 4A1 (gene EIF4A1). Gene Ontology annotation, molecular function: RNA binding; RNA helicase activity; ATP binding. The coding region runs from base 37 to 1257 and encodes 406 amino acids. The record is from RefSeq and is a predicted model, not a curated record. The transcript is spliced from 11 exons. Lineage: Eukaryota; Metazoa; Chordata; Amphibia; Anura; Pelobatidae.
CGUUCGCCGGCUUCUCUGCAGCUUCCGCUUCGAAUAAUGUCUGCGAGCUACGACAACCGACCUAGAGACAAUGGCCCUGAAGGCAUGGAGCCUGAUGGCAUUAUUGAGAGUAACUGGAAUGAAGUGGUGGAUAGUUUUGACGAUAUGAACCUGUCUGAAUCUCUCCUGAGAGGAAUUUAUGCUUAUGGUUUUGAGAAACCGUCUGCUAUCCAGCAACGUGCAAUUCUACCUUGUAUCAAGGGUUAUGAUGUGAUUGCUCAAGCUCAGUCUGGAACUGGGAAAACUGCCACAUUUGCCAUUUCUAUCCUACAGCAAGUAGAGUUGGAUAUGAAGGCAACACAAGCCCUGGUCCUCGCUCCGACCAGAGAGUUGGCUCAACAGAUUCAGAAGGUAGUGAUGGCACUUGGAGACUACAUGGGGGCCUCAUGCCAUGCCUGUAUUGGGGGCACAAAUGUCAGAGCAGAGGUACAGAAGCUUCAGUCAGAAGCACCACAUAUAAUCGUUGGAACACCAGGCAGAGUGUUUGACAUGCUGAACCGGCGCUAUCUCUCUCCUAAAUAUAUAAAGAUGUUUGUUCUGGAUGAAGCUGACGAAAUGUUGAGUCGAGGCUUCAAAGAUCAGAUCUACGAUAUCUUUCAGAAACUGAGCAGCAAUGCCCAGGUGGUCCUGCUCUCGGCCACUAUGCCUUCAGAUGUGCUUGAAGUUACAAAGAAAUUUAUGAGAGACCCAAUCCGCAUCCUUGUUAAGAAGGAAGAACUGACCCUGGAGGGUAUCAGGCAAUUCUACGUGAAUGUGGAGAGGGAGGAAUGGAAGCUGGACACACUAUGUGACUUGUACGAGACCCUGACCAUUACCCAAGCUGUAAUCUUUAUAAACACUCGCAGGAAAGUGGACUGGCUCACUGAGAAAAUGCACGCUCGGGACUUCACAGUCUCUGCCCUGCAUGGUGACAUGGACCAGAAAGAGCGAGAUGUCAUUAUGAGAGAGUUCCGAUCUGGAUCAAGUCGUGUCCUGAUUACAACAGAUUUGCUGGCCAGAGGGAUUGAUGUACAGCAGGUAUCGCUGGUUAUAAACUAUGACUUACCCACCAACAGAGAGAACUACAUUCACAGGAUUGGUAGAGGUGGACGAUUCGGUAGGAAAGGUGUUGCCAUAAACAUGGUAACUGAGGAGGACAAGCGCACACUUAAAGACAUUGAGACAUUCUACAACACGACCAUUGAGGAGAUGCCAAUGAAUGUGGCUGACCUUAUCUAAAGCUCUCAGUAUGGAGAGGAAACUAAAAUAAAAAAUGAAAAAAAAUUGAAACUCCUGCACUGGUUCAAUCUUCCACAGGGGGUGCAGCAGAUAUGGGGUGCUCACCAUUGUUUAAAGCCCUAUGACACUCGGGACUCGCCCCACAAUCCCUGUAUGAACAUUAAAUGAUUUCUAUUUUCUUUUUGUUUCAAAUAAAUGUUAUUUUGAGGUAUUGUGACCGUAAACUCGUUUUGUCUUUUCCUUCUCUGAAGCGAACACUAAAGUCACAUCCUGUUUUCCCACCAAAUCAGCGGACCAAAUAAACAAACUCCCCGUACACAAUCAGGCAGCUCAAUUUGAUCUUUUUUUACAAAAACAAAAUGCCCCCACAAAAAAAUAGCGAAGUUGUUACAGACAAUUUUAUUUGCUUUUCUGUAUAGUAUUUAUUAAAUAAAAAUGUUUUGCAACAUA